AUGGCCCAUCCAACUGGCGACAAGGUUGACUCCCAUCUGAAUGUUCAGACGGGUCAGUUCUUCCAGGAUGGCCGAGAGGAGCCCUAUCUGCAUGAUGCAGAGGAGAAGCAGGACGAGAAGAAGGGCAGCCCCAUCUAUAAUGACACCUUUGGUGAUGAAGAGUAUGCCGAGGUUAAAUAUAAGGUCCUGAGCUGGUGGCAAUGUGGUUUUCUCAUGGUUGCGGAAACCGUGUCUCUUGGUAUUCUGUCGCUGCCAGCUGUUGUCGCAACUCUGGGUCUUGCUCCCGCUAUUGUUCUCAUCGUUGGCCUCGGUCUUCUGGCCACCUACACCGGUUACGUCAUCGGCCAGUUCAGAUGGCGCUAUCCUCAUGUCCAGAAUCUGGCUGAUGCCGGUGAGAUCCUCUUUGGGUCUAUUGGUCGCGAGAUCUUCGGUAUCGGCCAGCUGCUGCUUGUCAUCUUCAUCAUGGCGAGCCAUCUGUUGACCUUCUCGGUUGCCAUGAACACGAUUACGGAACAUGGAACUUGCUCCAUUGUUUUCGGUGUUGUCGGCCUCGUGAUCUGCUUCCUCCUGGGCCUACCUAGGACGUCUGCAAACGUGUCCUAUCUCUCUGUUGCUUCUUUCAUCAGUGUGUUCUCUGCCGUGAUGAUUGUCAUGAUUGCCGUUGGUGUGGAACGUCCUUACAAGGGAACCCUAUCAGCAACGGUGGAUACCAGCUUGUAUGAAGCAUUCCUUGCCGUCUGCAACAUCGUCUUCUCCUUCUCGGGUCACGUUGCAUUCUUCGGCUUCAUGUCCGAAUUAAAGGAUCACAGAGAGUACCCUAAGGCCCUGUGUCUUCUCCAGGGUCUCGACACCAUUCUCUACCUUGUCACUUCCGUGGUGAUCUACAUCUAUGCAGGACCUAAUGUUACGUCCCCUGCACUAGGUUCCGCUAGUGAGCUCGUGGGCAAGGUGGCCUACGGAAUCGCCCUCCCUACUAUCAUCAUUGGCGGUGUUGUAAACGGUCAUGUCGCUUGUAAAUAUGUCUAUGUCCGUAUCUUCCGUCACGGAGAUCGGAUGCACAGCCGCGACCUCUUGGCAACCGGAUCUUGGGUGGGCAUUGCCCUGGGAUUGUGGAUUAUUGCCUGGAUCAUUGCAGAGGCCAUUCCAGUGUUCAAUGAUCUGCUGAGUUUGAUUGCGUCCCUUUUCGCCAGUUGGUCUACAUUCGGCUUCAGCGGCAUGUUCUGGCUUUACCUUAAUAAGGACCGACUGUUCUCUUCGCCUAGGAAGAUUGCCCUGACUAUCUUCAACGUUAUUAUUAUCGGUAUUGCAGCCUGCAUUUGCGGUCUCGGACUCUACGUAUCCGGCCGGUCUCUUCACGACGACGCCAACGGCAGCAGUUUCUCCUGUGCCAGUAAUGCUUGA
Messenger RNA from Aspergillus niger, 1401 nucleotides. RefSeq lists its product as uncharacterized. The coding region runs from base 1 to 1401 and encodes 466 amino acids. The transcript has 10 exons. Gene Ontology annotation, molecular function: amino acid transmembrane transporter activity. Gene Ontology annotation, biological process: amino acid transmembrane transport. Gene Ontology annotation, cellular component: vacuolar membrane. The record is from RefSeq and is a predicted model, not a curated record. Lineage: Eukaryota; Fungi; Ascomycota; Eurotiomycetes; Eurotiales; Aspergillaceae.